Egretta garzetta (little egret) is the source of this 7831-nucleotide messenger RNA. Its product is annotated as ankyrin repeat domain-containing protein 26. The transcript has 37 exons. The record is from RefSeq and is a predicted model, not a curated record. Gene Ontology annotation, molecular function: protein binding. NCBI's taxonomy places the organism in Eukaryota, Metazoa, Chordata, Aves, Pelecaniformes, Ardeidae. The coding region runs from base 1 to 7179 and encodes 2392 amino acids.
AUGUGUGUAGUCCUGCUAGAGGCCGUGACCAAUGGCUGGGCACAGGAAUCUGUGCAGAUUCAGUUCUACAGAGAAGGAGAUACCACCUUAUUAAGCGGACACUGUGGAGGGUUUUUGUUAGCCAGCCUCAGGCAUUUGGUGUGCAACUGCUGUUACUGGACACCUCUGCAUCUUGCUUGUGCAAAUGGCCAUGUGGAUGUUGUUACAUAUCUAGUAGAAAACAACUGUAAGCUAAAUCUUUUUGACAAUGAUAACAGAUCGCCACUGAUGAAGGCAGUGCAGUGCCAGCAAGAAAAAUGUGUGUCCAUUCUGCUAGAGAAUGGUGCUGACCCGAAUCUGGCAGAUGCUGACGGCAACACUGCCCUUCACCUUGCUGUCAUAUCUCCUAAUACAUCUGUAGCAGGGCUGUUACUUGAGCAUAAUGCCAAUAUUGAUGCACAGAAUAAGGAGGGAUAUACCCCGCUUAUUCUUGCUGUCUCUGAACAUCAUGAAGACAUGGUAGAGUUUCUCCUUAAAAAAGGAGCUGACGUGCAUGCUAGAGAUCAGUGUGAAAGAACCCCACUUAUGACUGCUGCUUCUGGUGGGGAGCUUAAUUUGAUAAAAGUUCUUCUUCGGUAUGGUGCUGAUGUUUCCCAUAAAGACACUAAUGGAUGGACAGCUGAGGAUUACGCUGUUAUUCAUGGAUAUUCUAGUCUUAGUAAACAACUGGCAGAGUACGCAGACUGGGAAAACACAGGAGAAGCUUCUGCAGGUGGUGCACAAGGCAUCGUGGUACUAAGCACUCCUCACCGGGCGGGAGCUGCUGGCUUUACAUUGGGCGCACCUGCUGUGGACAGAGGAGGAAUGCAACAAUCUCCUAACCAGACAUCAAGAACAGGAAAAUCAAGGAAAGCAAUAGAUGACUUUUCCCAAGGAGACUCAAUAAGAAGCUCUGAGAAAGAGGGGAGUGAUGACAGUUGGCAUACUUCUGAGGAAGAAGAACUCGAUUUUGCCCCCAAGAAGCUGCAGAAGCCUAACUUGACGCUGUUAAUGAAUGCUUCCCAGCAAUUCAGGAAAAACAAUGAUGGUGAUGGUUCUAGAAUUGAAAGUCCUAAGUCACCAAAGAAAAGCCUCAAACAAAGAACCCCAUCAGAUGCAAACCUGAACAAAGGAAAGUGUGGAGAAUUGUUGAAUCAAGAUGUCUCAGAUGCAAGCAACCUGGAGGAAGAAGAGUUGGAGGAGGAGGAGGAGGAGGAAAAUGACAAUGAUGAUGAUGAAGAUUAUGAGGAGGAAGAGGAAGAAGAGGAGGAGGAUGAAGAUCUUAUUCAAGAUGAAAAGGAGGAAGAAGAUCUGGAAGAUGAAGAAACUCAGUCUAAUGACAUACUAGAGGAGGAGCAGGGGCAGAAAACAGAACCUAAAGGGGAAAUUAAUCAGAAACUGGAGUAUUUUAGUAAUGCUAAGUAUGAAGGGGAAGCUCAGUGUGGAACUGGAGAUGUCUGUGAUGAUGAUUAUAAAAUAAGUAAAGAACUUGACCAAAAGGUGGAGGAAUCUGUUGAUACUCCUGUGUCUUUUAUAGCUGGGAGUUAUGAAACGUUGCAAGAAAAUAUAACUGCUGUGCCUCCAAAGAUAAUGAAUAAUGAAGUAUCUUGCAAGUCCAUACCAAAACAAGCUGUCUUUCAAAAUCUAAAUAAUUUGCAAGAUACACAAGAAAGCUGGAACAGGAAAAGCAUGUUUCAGGAGAAUUUUUACAGAAAUACUGACUCCUCUUUUGCAGACUCUGAAAUGAAAAAAGAGAUACCCCAGCCUCUAUCAGGUAGUUGCGUUAAGGAAAAAAAGUCAAGCUUCAGUGAUGGCUUUGAAAGUGGUAAUAACUCUUGGUCAGCAGCAAAACCCCCAAAGCUAGAAAGUCAAAAACUGAACUCUGUCAUUCUUGAACGUGUGGAUGAUGAAGAUACUGAAGAAGAGCAAUAUGAAGAAGUAGAUGAUAAAGUCUGUGAAGCACUGAAACAGUACAGUGAAAACUUGCGCUUAAAUAAGUGUGAAAAAACUUCGAGAGCAGCAUUUCAUUCAAGCACCAAAGAAGAAUCACCUGAAGAGCAAGAAGAGGGGGAGGAGCAGGAGAAGGAAGACACUGGUGAAGAGCUACGAACUGCAGUUGUUGAGGGUGUGAAAAAUUCUAGUUGUAAUGAUAGCCAUCAAGUCCACGGUGGUUCAAAAGAUAAUGCUGGUGCCCUUCCAGCAGUGGGAGCAGAGGAAGAGGAAGACGAUGAAUCUCCCUGGGAUUCUGAGAUGGAUUCUGAAAGUCCAAGAAAAGUAUCGUCCGCUGUGUUGCUCCCAGCUGCAGACAGACAUGGAUCAUGCUCACAGAUUGUUUCAGGGGAACGCAACAAUGGCUUUUCGGAGAAGCCCAACAAUUCCCAGCUGAAGACUCCCAAAUCUGUUUUGGAAAUGAAUGAAACUUCUCCUAAAAGAAGGCAACAGAAAUCAGAUCUAUUGGAGGAAUUUGGUUUAGGAGAUGCAGAGGACAUUGAAGGUGAGUACUCAGGAUCCACCUUUCAUAUGUCAUCAUCAGCUGAAAAAGAAGACAUCAAGGAUGCUAGUGAAAACUGUGAGGUGUGGGAUAAAUACAUUUUAGAAACUACCAACUUGAUAGAAAAAACAGCACAUGAAAAUCAGACUGACAAAGCAGAAAUUUCACACCAGGAAGCCCUAGCAGAAAAUGAGGAAUUGCACAGUACUGACAAGCAGUUAAAUCGAAAACCUUGGGAAGAAAGAUAUGAAAGAAUGUGGGUUGAAAAUGAGAAAAGGGAAUUGAAAACAAAUUUUAAAAACAUUACAGCAGAGCUGAAGCAGCUGUUUGGUGAAAUUAAUGAAACUGGGAAAACUAUUUCCCUUGUGGAGGAAAUGUCAGAAGAUGGCUUCAGAGAAGAAUUGAGAAGUUCUCGUGUUGUUUCAUCUUGUGCAACAGAAUCAAGUAAUAGGUUAGAAAGUAAAGAUGAGUUUGGAGAUAUUGAACUUACGCUAGGUGGAAAAGAACCCAAAAUGGGAAUUGUAAUUCCGAGUCUUGGUGUCCUUCCUGAUCAAAAUAACUUAAAUGCAAACAUUGAAGAUGCCUGGAGUACAGAUGAAGAAGACAGCACAAAUGAUACAGAUAAUACAAAGGUGCCUCUAGCAAAAGGAGAGGAAAAGAAAAUGCCUACUAUGGAAAUGGAAGAGAAUGAAAAUGGAAGUAGUAGAAAUGUAGAGGGAAGUCCUGAAUACUGCCUGAGACAUAGGUUAAAAACAAGUAUUUUGGAUGAUGUUUCUAAUAUUCUUCCUCAAAUAAGACCUGUUUCUACAAGUGAUGAAAAUACGCUUUUUGUAACAGAAAGGAAACUUGGAAAAGACUCUGGAUUUAAUGAUGAUGUUUCCAGGGGCUGCCUCAUCAACAAUAAUACAAUAGGAGAAACAGAAAUUGACAGUCUUUUUGCAAAUGCUCAGCAAUCGUGUGGCAUGCUGAAAAGGAAUCUUGAUGAAGAACUAAAACAAGAUAUGGAAAGAUUUAAGAGUAAGGUAGGAAUGCUGCAAAUAGUAUUCCUGGCUUUGGAGAAAGAGAAGGUGCAGCUGCAAAAAGAGGUUGAGAAGGAAAAAAGCAAACAAAUGCAGGCGGUGGCAAAACAGGAAGAUCCUGAUAAAUUAAAUACACCAGCAGGCAACUUUACUAAUCAGCAAGUGAAACAAAAGCUUACUCUGAGGAAGAGUGACUGUUUGAAAACGGAGCAUGAAAACACUAUAGAAGAAAAAGACAGAAAGAAUUUUUCUUCUGAGGAGACAUCAAAAUUGAAUAAAAUGCCGAUGAAAGGUAAACUUGCCCUGAGUGUCAAAGUUGCAAAGAAAAAUAAAAGACAGGCUUCAAAGCAGAAGGCUAAUCAGCAGAUGAGCUCUUCCAGUGGGAAUAAUUUUCAAGUACUGGAUGAUAGCACUUUCAGUGAAACAUCUCAAGAUGAAAGAAGACCUGCAGCAAAAACAGAGAGUGAAAAGAACAAGGUCAGCAUACAAAUGGAUGUAACUGAUGACCUUGAUUUAACUCACUCAUCUGACACAACUUCAGAGGAUGUCGAAUUACCAACUGCAACCUACAAAGAGGCUAUGUUGCUGUUAGAACAGCUUAGUGUGGAUCAUACGGGUUCUGCUAUUUUGUUGAAAAUUCAAAACAUACUUCUUGAAUAUGAACAGAUAAUAGAACGUGAAAAAAAUCGGUAUACAGCUGUCUGGAGAGAAGUAAAGAAAUUGGAAAGUGAAAAGGAGGAGUCACAGUUAGUAGCAGAAGAGACACAAGAUUUGAAGUCCAUAUUGGCUCACCAAGAAGUGGAAUGGAAAAGUGAUAUCCAAAGCCUUAAAUUUACUUUGAAACAAGAGGAGGAAAAGAGGCUCAGAGUAGAAAUGCUAUAUGAGAAAACAAGAGAAAAACUCAGAGGGAAAGAAGAUCAGUAUUGUAAAGAGAUGGAGGAGAAACAGCAACUUGAGUUACACUCAAGGAAUUUAGAAAUGGAGUUAAUAACAUUGAGAAAGCUCUUGAAACAGGUUGAAGAAGAGCGCGAUGAAACACAGAGACAGCUCUCUCAGGAAAAGAGUGCCAGAGCCCUGCAAGAAGGAAUUUUGAACAACCACCUUUGGAGACAGAAGGAGCUAGAAGAAGAGACAAGAAGUAGUAUAGGAAAAAAUUCAGAGGAAUCCGACACCGAGAGAGAAAAGGAUCUGUUGUUCAAAAAUCAGUUACUACAAGAUGAGAUUGCUGUGCUAAGAGUAGAACUUGAUCAAGUAAGACUUAGGCACCAGGAGGAAGAAGGAAAAUAUUUAGAGGAAAAUGAGACCUUGAAAGAAAAAAAUGAAGAUCUCAAAAAGGAACUUAAACUGAAUGAGGAAGCCUUAACACAAACAGUUAUUCAGUACAAUGGACAGCUGAACUUAUUGAAGACAGAAUCUGCAGUGCUAACUUCCAAACUUGAGCAGACAAAAGAAAGCAAAGACAGACUAGAGACAGAAAUUGAAUCAUUUCGUUCCCGCCUGAACACUACUGUUCAAGAACUUGAACGCCAUCAGUCAUCAAAAAGUGAUGUCGAACGAACGUUUCAGAGAGAACGUGAUGAAUGGCUUCGCUUGCAAGACAAGCUGCAUCAUGACCUCUCUGAUGUGCGAGAAACCAACAAGAGCUUGUCUCAGCAGCUGAGUAAAGCUGAAAGCAAAGCUAAUAGUCUAGAAAACGAGCUUCACCAGUUGAAACAAAUGCUCAGAGAAAAAACACUGCUUUUAGAAAUGACACAAAAAGAAUUAAGUCAAGCCCAGUGCCAGGCAAAGGAAUGUGAUCAUGCUCGACAACUUGAGAAGGAUCAAGUAAGCAAAUUUAUAAUAAAGCAGGAAUCCCUGCAGGAGCGAUUGGCCCAGCUCCAGAGUGAAAACCUUCUACUCCGUCAGCAACUGGAAGAUAUGCAGAACAAGGGGAUCAUCAAAGAAAAAGUAGUGAAUGAUGUGCAGGACCGGUUUAAUGAUAUUUUCAACAAACUCAGAGCUGAUACUGAAAAGCAAGUUUACCUAGUGGAAGAGAGAAACAAGGAAUUAAAUGCCAAGUGUACUGAUUUAAGAGAACAAGUCUUUAAAUAUGAGACUGACAAAGUAGAAAGAGAGGGCAUGGUCAGACAGCUGCAGCAGGAGCUUGCUGAUGCUCUUAAAAAGCAAUCUAUGUCAGAAGCGUCACUUGAAGUUACUACACGCUACCGCAGUGAUCUGGAGGAAGACAAAUUGCGCUUGCAAAAGGACUUGGAAAAGUUUAAAACCAAGCUGCGGGACUUGGAAGAACAGCAUCUUCAGUCUGAGCACUGUGUUCACGACUUGAAGGCUGCCUUGGACAACAAGGAAAGAGAAGUAAUAGCUUCUUCCCAGAAACUGCAGGACCUCCUGGUGGCGUCUUCUGGGACUAACUCUACUGUAAAACAACUGGAAGAACACGUGCAACGCCUUGAAAUUCAAAAUGCCAGACUGGAAGCCACAGUCCAGCAGCAAAGCAGUAGGAUUGAAGCCCUUCAGAGAGACCUGCAAGCCUCUGCCUCACUGCCUUCAAGGCCUCUAAAAGCAUCUAGUCAACUUGCAUUCUUUGUACUUGAACUGAAUCAGCAAGUUCUGUUCCGCUCCAAUGCAUCUAUGCAAAAGCAGAAUGUGCUGGCUCUGGCAUCAAAGGACUUGCACAGCAUAUGGGAAGACCAAGUUGGUGAACUUUCCCAGCAGCUGGAGACAGAGUCUAAGAAAUGCAUGCGGCUAGAAGCAGAAAAUCAGGAUUUGCGAGAAGAGUUGUCCGUCAUGCGUGGGAGCCAUGAAAAACUGGAGAAGAGCAAAUGCCAGCUGAAAGAAGAGGUGGCUACCCUGAGACAGCGCCUGGAGGCUCACAGGGUGGAUCACAGCCAAAUAGAACAAUAUAAGAGAGAGGUGGAAGAAGGAGCUUGGCAAGAAGUGAGACAAAAACUACAAGAAGUCAAUCUAUUUUUGCAGGCGCAGGCAGCCUCCCAGGACAGAUUGGAACAAAUCAGAGCCAGUCAUCACGCUUCGCUGAGAAACCAGCUAAAACACAGAAUUAGAGAUCUCGAGCAUGAAUUGGACAGGAUAAAAAAUACCCAGCAAGACAGUGUUUUUCAAAAAGGAUCCACGCAGGCAGAAGUGGAAAGGUACAAAGAGCUGUAUCUGGAGGAAGUAAAAAUUAGAAGAUGCCUAGCAAAUAAACUGGAAAGAGCUAAUGAGAGACUAGCAGAAGCCAACGCCAAGCUCCUCCAGGAGCGCCACAGAAGCAAAUCUUUAAUUGCGAGCGGCAUUGUCAGUGGAGGUCUGGCUGCAAGUCCAGUUCUGUAUUCAACUGAACUGGGACAUCUUGGCAACAAUUUGGCACUGCACAGAAGUCUAAGUCUAGGAGGAAGCUUCCUAAGCCCAACCGGGAAUGCAUUAUCGUCAAGAAACAGGGUUGAAGCCUAUGUGGCUAAGGUACGGCAGGAACUGGAUGAAAAAAUCAGAAAGGAACUUGAACAGGCCACUGCUGAGCUUGAAACGGGAUCUGCUGGAGCUUCUCCCAUCGUAUCCACUGAUGGUUCUUCAAAAAAUUCCCAUGUUGACCAGGAUCCCCUUCGCAGGGCGAUACAGGAGUACCGUGAUGUUUUAACCAAAAAUUACCUGCUUUGAAUAAAAUGAUAGGGGAAAGGCUCUGGAAAUCAUUUUGUUUACAUAGUGUAUGUACGGUUUCCCAAUCCACAGUUCAGAUGUGAAAAUGUGUUGAUUGCAGUCUGAAUAUAAAUUCUUUUAAAUGGAUGUCAAGCACAUUGCACUCACCUGUUGGUUAAUUGAUGCAUAGUUGUUUUAUUUUGCACUCACAAUAAGAACCAUAUCUAUUUUUUUCUGACUAGCAGAUUGACUAAUCUUGAUUCUCAAGGUUGACAGAACUGUCAAAACGUUUUGCAUUAAGGUAGAUGCAUUGUUUUGCUCCACUUGUGUUCUGGGUUUAAACAAAGGCAUCCCCUUUAUUCUGUGUAAUCCUUCCACUCUAUGUGUUUUUAAUGUUUCCAGUGUUUAUUUUACUGCUUCGGACAUUAUUUGAUGUGCUUUGAGCCUGCUGCUUCGGUCCUGAUGCAGUGAGUGCUUCUGCUGAUAAAGUUUUACCAGUGUUCAAGCUGGAGAAUAGGGCACUUUACAUUGCUGUCACUUUAUGCGCCUUAGCUUUAAAACUACUGUUUGUGUCUAGUAGUGCCAAGACAGUUGUGACGGGGUCUUUUUGGUGUAUUUGGGUUGUAUCGCAGAACCACAGAAUGGGUGAGGUUGGAAGGGACCUCUGGAAGUG